Messenger RNA from Parathielavia appendiculata, 2220 nucleotides. Its product is annotated as general substrate transporter. The record is from RefSeq and is a predicted model, not a curated record. NCBI's taxonomy places the organism in Eukaryota, Fungi, Ascomycota, Sordariomycetes, Sordariales, Chaetomiaceae. Gene Ontology annotation, molecular function: carbohydrate:proton symporter activity. The transcript is spliced from 3 exons. Gene Ontology annotation, cellular component: membrane. Gene Ontology annotation, biological process: transmembrane transport; carbohydrate transport. The coding region runs from base 329 to 1915 and encodes 528 amino acids.
CAGGCUUACUCCCCGCAUUUCGCUUUCCAUGGACCCCGCAUAGAUCGGAGGAAGCAACCCCAAAGAGACCUUGGCAUGGCUGGAUGGUCGUGCCGUUCAUGCAGGUCUGGAGUACCGGCAUUUCCAUUCGUCGCCCUUGCCAACUGGACUGAAUCCUUCGGCUUGCGCCAGCAUAAUCACAUGCAGGCUCGAGAUCACAAAACGGCUUCGAUCUACAGCCAACAUAUCACAGGGCGUUGUCAAGAAGGAUAGUGACGGUGUAUUAUUAAAGCCAUGCCUUGUCCAGCGUCUUGCCGAGUGUUCAGGAUGACCACCCAACAAGGAGACAAUGGCCAUCAUCGGUGCCAGAGAAGAACACGUCGACCCCCGGCUCACGCGCAUUGCGCAGGCCGACACGAAGCCAUGGUACAAGAAACCCAACUUGCGAUUCCUGUACCUCAUCCUCGUCCCUACGGGGCUGGGCGUGGAGUGGACUUCGGGCUUCGACUCGUCCAUGAUGAACAGUCUGCAAGCGGUCAAGUCCUGGGUUGACUACUUUGACAACCCGACCUCGAGUCGCCUCGGCCUGCUCAACGCCAUGUACUCGCUCGGGGCGCUGAUGGCGAUCCCCUUCAUCCCGACCGUCUCCCAAUACCUCGGGCGGCGCAAGACCAUCGUGGCGGCCUCGCUCGUCAUGUGCAUGGGCGCGGGCCUGCAGGCCGGGGCGCGCAACUCGGACAUGUUCCUGGCGUCGCGCUGGGUGCUGGGCUUCGGAAUCCCCUUCGCCAUCGUCAACGCCUCGGCCAUGAUUGGCGAGCUGUCGUACGCCAACGAGCGCGCCGUCAUGACAUCGCUUUUCAAUGCUUCUUGGUUUGUGGGCGCCAUCAUCGCCGCGGGGACGACGUACGGCACGUUCCAGAUGCAGUCUACCUGGGCCUGGCGCCUGCCCAGCCUGCUGCAGCUCGUCCCGAGCUUUUUCCAGAUUGCCUUCAUGUACUGGUGUCCCGAGUCCCCACGCUGGCUGGUGUCGAAGGACCGGGGCGACGAGGCGUUUGCGAUCUUGCAGAAAUACCACAGCGAGGGCGAGGACGGGGAUGAGUUUGUCCGACUCGAGUACGCGCAGAUCCAGUCGACGAUUGCGCAGGAGAAGGAGCUGGAGAGAUCGUUUGUGUGGGCCGAUGUGGUGCGCGAUCCGCCUAUGCGGAGACGGUUCAUGAUUGCGGCGAUUGUCGGCUUCUUCACCCAGUGGAGUGGCAACGGCCUGCUGAGCUUCUACAUGAAGAAGAUCCUGGCGCUCGUGGGUAUCACGGACGACAGGACGGUGCAGAAGAUCAUCCUCAGCAAUACCUGCUGGGGCCUCAUCAACGCCGUGCCCAUCGCCCUCAUCGCACCGCGGUUUCCGAGGAGGCACAUGUUCCUGACCUGCACCAUCGGCACAGCCGUCGUGUACACGGUCUGGACCAUUGCGAGCGCGAGGUCGGCCAUUGAGAACUCGGCACGAGCGGCAAUUCCGGUCCUGGUGUUCAUCUAUGUGUAUUCUCCGUUCUACAACAUUGGCUGGAACGCUCUUGCAUACACGUACAUGGUCGAGAUCUUUCCCUUCCAGCAGCGCUCCAAGGGCAUCGCAAUUGAGCAGCUCACGGUGCGGUUUGCCGUCUUCUUCAACACGUACGUCAACCCUGUCGCGCUCGACGCCAUCGGCUGGAAGUAUUACAUUGUCUAUUGCGUGUGGAUUCUGGUUGAGAUUGCGACGGUGUACUUGCUGUUUCCCGAGACGCACAACCGCACCCUCGAGGAGCUCAGCUUCAUCUUUGAGGGCAAGGCGGUCCAGGACAAGGUGCAGCAUAACAUGGACAAGGUGCUUCAGGUUGAGCUGGAGCAUGUCCCGCAGCGGUCACCGAAAGAUAGCGGGCUCGCGGUUGAGCAAAGGGCUUGAUCACGAUACGCUUAAUCUCAGGCUUCGACAGUGGCCGGCACUUUGUGGCUUCUUCGAUGCGGUUCCUUGGAAAUCAAGGGGACAGAGCUUACCCAAGUAAUUGGGGGUUGGACAAUGCUUCAAGCUCACUUUCACAUUUAUAUGAGAUGAAGGCAAGUUCCUUAUCACUUGAUAUUUCAGGUGCUUCGGGUUUGUCCUAGUCCAGCUCCCAGGGCUAUCACGCAGGUAGGUAAGAGGUGAGGUACUCUCACCUCUACCUCGCCACUUACCAAGUAUGUACCGUCCAAUCCAGAACAUUACUGGCG